Mobula hypostoma (lesser devil ray) is the source of this 3085-nucleotide messenger RNA. Its product is annotated as serine/threonine-protein phosphatase 2A 65 kDa regulatory subunit A alpha isoform-like. Lineage: Eukaryota; Metazoa; Chordata; Chondrichthyes; Myliobatiformes; Myliobatidae. Bases 38 to 2029 code for a protein of 663 amino acids. The record is from RefSeq and is a predicted model, not a curated record. Gene Ontology annotation, biological process: chromosome segregation; protein dephosphorylation. Gene Ontology annotation, cellular component: protein phosphatase type 2A complex; cytoplasm. The transcript has 15 exons. Gene Ontology annotation, molecular function: protein binding; protein phosphatase regulator activity.
CCCAGCGCGAGGGCGCGUGCGCGUGCGCGGUGGGGAGAUGGCGGCGACGUCUGGGGACGGGGACGAUUCUCUGUACCCGAUCGCGGUGCUGAUCGACGAGCUGAGGAAUGAGGACGUGCAGCUCCGUCUCAAUAGCAUCAAAAAGCUGUCCACCAUUGCGCUGGCUCUGGGUGUGGAGAGAACGCGAAAUGAACUGCUGCCAUUUUUAACAGAUACGAUUUAUGAUGAGGAUGAAGUACUGCUUGCUUUAGCUGAGCAGCUGGGAUCAUUCACUGCCCUUGUGGGAGGCCCAGCACAUGUCCAUUGCUUGCUGCCCCCGCUAGAGAGCCUGGCCACAGUGGAGGAGACGGUGGUGCGGGAAAAGGCCGUGGAAUCGCUGCGCACCAUCUCCAAGGAGCACUCUCCCUCGGACCUGGAGCGCCACUUUGUACCCCUUGUCAAGCGCCUCUCUGGCGGCGACUGGUUCACCUCCCGCACGUCUGCCUGCGGCCUCUUCAGUGUUUGCUACCCUCGUGUCUCCAGCACUGUCAAGUCGGACCUCCGGCAGUACUUCAAACAGCUCUGCACUGAUGAUACCCCCAUGGUGAGGCGAGCAGCCGCUUCCAAACUGGGUGAGUUUGCAAAAGUUCUUGAGCCGGAGAACAUCAAGUCUGAGAUCCUGCCCAUGUUCACCAACCUGGCCACAGACGAACAGGAUUCUGUACGGCUGCUGGCCGUUGAGGCCUGUGUCAGCAUUGCACAGCUGCUGAAGCACGAGGAGCUGGAGAAGAUGGUGAUGCCCACGCUUCGCCAGGCCAUGGAGGACAAAUCAUGGCGUGUGCGCUACAUGGUGGCAGACAAGUUCACCGUGUCAACUCAUUUGAGCAGCUCGCUUGGCCCUUAUGAGCACACAUUCAGCUGUUGCUGGCUGCAGAAAGCCGUAGGCCCUGAGAUCACCAAGAAAGACCUGUUGCCAGUCUUCCAGAACCUCCUGAAGGACUGUGAAGCUGAAGUCCGUACUGCCGCUGCCCAGAAGCUCAAAGAGUUCUGUGAGAACCUGCCCAAGGAUGUUCGGCAACAGAUCAUCCUGAACCAGGUCCUGCCUUGUGUCAAAGAGCUGGUCUCAGAUGGUAAUGAGCACGUGAAAUCAGCUCUAGCUUCGGUCAUCAUGGGCCUCUCCCCCAUCUUGGGGAUGGACAGCACGGUGGAACAUCUCUUGCCUCUCUUUUUGGUGCAGCUGAAAGACGAGUGCCCAGAGGUCCGUCUGAACAUCAUUUCCAACCUGGAGUGUGUGAACGAGGUGAUUGGUAUCAAGCAGUUGUCACAGUCACUGCUGCCUGCAAUCGUGGAGUUGGCAGAAGAUGCCAAGUGGAGGGUGCGCCUCGCCAUCAUCGAGUAUAUGCCCCUGUUGGCAGGACAGCUGGGUAUGGAGUUCUUCAACGAGAAGCUGAACUCUCUCUGUAUGGCCUGGCUGGUUGAUCACGUUUAUGCCAUCCGAGAAGCAGCCACCAAUAACCUGAAGAAGCUGACCCAGAAAUUCGGAAAGGCCUGGGCGCAGAACAUCAUUAUCCCUAAAGUGCUGGCCAUGUCCAACGACCCCAACUAUCUGCACAGGAUGACCACCCUGUUCUGUGUCAAUGUUCUAUACGACGUGUGCGGGAAGGACAUCACCACCAAGCUGAUGCUGCCUACCGUUCUGCGAAUGUCCGGCGAUGCUGUGGCCAAUGUCCGCUUCAACGUAGCCAAGACGCUCCAGAUGAUUGGGCCUACCCUUGACAAAAAUGCUGUGCCUGAACUGACACCAGCCAGGGUACUGGAGCCAAGCCAGGCACUACAGUUCAAAUUUUGUGUUUCUAAGUUACAUCGACGGUCAGUGGGCACUCUGGGACAUUCCCGAAGACAGGUGACAGAUCCUCCUCAGUACCGACGCACACACCGGGAAGGAAAAGUGAGAGGUGGAGGUGGUUGUGUCCAUCGUUGGAAGCUGCUAGUCACACAAGGUGCAUUCCUUAACCACGUAGUAGGUGGUUUACAGUUCUGUGCCUGGUGAUGAUGUUGCCAUCUGGCUGUCUGCUCUCUUCCCUCUUUCUCCUGCCUUGUUUCCCCUCCCCUCGCUAUCUCUUGUUCUUUGCCUCAAGUUGCAACCUUGCAUUUGACAAGUGAUCUGUUUCCUUAAAAGUUUACUGUUCCAAAGAGAAAAUGAACCGAGGUUCUGUUGUUUAAUAAAGAUAGAUGCAAAUGUUUUCUUCAGAUUGCUGUGCCUCUUUCCCUCUCUUUUGCAAUGAAGACAUUGGCCGAGUAAUGCACGGGUUUCUCUGAGGAAGGUUUUGAGGGGGGUGACUAGGGAGGUGGAAUGGGGCAAUUUGGGAAGUCUGGCUGAAGCUAAAGACACUGCCAUCAGUGAUGGAAUUAGAGCUAUACUGCACGAAAACGGGCUCUUCAGUCCACUUGGUACAUGCUGACCAAGAUACCUUCCUUUCUUUAGCCAAAGUGUGAUGAAUCUGUAGAAUUCAUUGCCUUGAAUGGCUGUGGAGGCCAAGUCAUUGGGUAUAUUUAAAGCAGAAGUUGAGACGUUCUUGAUUAAUCAGGAUAUCAAAGGUUACUGGCGAAGGCAAGAGAAUGGGGUUGAGAAGGAUAAUAGAUCAGCCAUGAUGGAAUGACAUGAUGGGCUGAAUGGCCUAAUUCCUAUUUCUUAUGGUCUUACCUACACACAGCUAAGCAACUGGAGGAGAGCAGUAUGGAAAAGGAUGUUUGCUGACCAUAGAGUUGUGGAGUCAGACAGCACAGAAAUGGGCUUUCAGCCCAUGCUGAAAGUUUCCUAUCUGAGCUAGUCCCAUUUGUCUGCAUUUGGCCCAUAUCCUCUAACCUUUUCUUUUCAUAGAACAUAGAAUAGUACAGCACAGUACAGGCCCUUCGGCCCACAAUGUUGUGCUGACCCUCAAACCCUGCCUCCCAUAUAAGCCCCCACCUUAUAUUCCUCCAUAUACCUGUCCAGUAGUCUCUUAAACUUCACUAGUGUAUCUGCCUCCACCACUGACUCAGGCAGUGCAUUCCACGCAUCAACAACUCUCUGAGUAAAAAACCUUCCUCUAAUAUCCCCCUUGAA